This is a messenger RNA of Cricetulus griseus (Chinese hamster), 1483 nucleotides long. NCBI's taxonomy places the organism in Eukaryota, Metazoa, Chordata, Mammalia, Rodentia, Cricetidae. The record is from RefSeq and is a predicted model, not a curated record.
CAGGAGAGACUGCCUAGCAGGCUGGCCCAGCCUAGGCCAGGCCACUAGGCGGAGAGGGAAUUUCCUUUGACUCCCUCCCUCUUUAGGAACUUGUCUGGACGAUUUUAGUUCAGGGAAGGCAAAAGGAGAGCCUGGAAGGCUGCAGCUCGGGCCAGCAGGCAGCUCCAAUUGUUGCUUGAAGAGCAAGCUCGGACUGCGGUGUGGGACGACUGUGCCUUGGUCUCCCCAGGUGGAGGGAGGACCAGGCCAAUGGCUGCUGCUCACGAUGUGGAGCUGGAGAGUGUGAAUCUGAACAUUGAGAGAGAGGGAAAGGCAGAGCUGGAGGAGGAGGAGAAGACGAGAGAGGACAGGGAAGGGAAAGACUUCCCCAGAAGCCGAAAGGUCCACAGCAUUGUCUCAAAGUGGAUGCUUCCGGAGCCAGUCCGAAGAACAUACUUGGAGAGAGCCAACUGCCUCCCGCCACCACUGUUCAUCAUCUCCAUCAGCAUGGCUGAGCUGGCCGUGUUUGUUUAUUAUGCUGUGUGGAAGCCUCAGAAGCAGUGGAUCACUCUGGACACGGGGAUCUUGGAAAGUCCCUUCACUUACCGCCCUGACAAGAGGGAAGAAGCCUGGAGGUUUAUCUCAUACAUGCUGGUCCACGCUGGAGUCCAGCACAUCAUGGGGAAUCUUUUAAUUCAGCUCGUUCUGGGUAUUCCCUUGGAAAUGGUCCACAAAGGCCUCGGAGUGGGGCUGGUGUACCUGGCAGGAGUGCUUGCAGGUUCCCUUGCCAGCUCCAUUUUUGAUCCCCUUAAGUAUCUUGUGGGUGCUUCAGGAGGAGUCUACGCAUUGAUGGGAGGCUAUUUUAUGAAUGUGAUCCUGAAUUUUCGAGAAAUGAUUCCUGCCUUUGGAAUCUUUAGGCUACUCAUCAUCAUCCUGAUAGUUGCGUCAGAUAUGGGAUUUGCUCUCUACAGAAGGUUCUUUGUCCCUGCAAAUGGGUCUCCGGUGUCCUUUGCGGCUCACAUCGCAGGCGGAUUUGCUGGGAUGUCCAUAGGUUACACUGUGUUCAGCUGCUUUGACAAGACAUUGCUCAAAGAUCCCAGGUUCUGGAUUGCAAUUGCUGCAUAUGCAGCUUGUCUGUUAUUUGCGGUGUUUUUUAACAUCUUCCUGUCCCCAGCAAACUGACAAGACUCUAAUAUAAGCCAGUUAAUAAAAGUGCCACAUGGGGAGGAAUGGAAAACUUUGUAAAGAAACACAGACAUUCCAGCAUAUGCUAAGAACCUUAGAAAGAAGAUGGGACAGCACCCGGCUCAUCACUUCUGAGAGGCGCUUCCGAUAGGAAGGAAGAAGAAAAGACUGGAACCAAAGAGUGAGUCUCCCAAGCAUAGAGUAUUCAUGUAUUAGCCUCUGAAGGAGGACUCACAUCCUGGGGGAUGUAACUUGGAGCUUCUUUGAGAGACUCCAAGAGAACUGUACUAUCCUGAGAAUAAACACUUUUCAUAUCUGU